This is a messenger RNA of Penicillium argentinense, 1533 nucleotides long. Its product is annotated as esterase-like/phytase family protein. The coding region runs from base 1 to 1533 and encodes 510 amino acids. The transcript is spliced from 3 exons. The record is from RefSeq and is a predicted model, not a curated record. NCBI's taxonomy places the organism in Eukaryota, Fungi, Ascomycota, Eurotiomycetes, Eurotiales, Aspergillaceae.
AUGAAGUUGACCUCGACUCUGGCAGUUCCAAUCCUUGCGGCUGGCGCAGCGGCCAGUCAACAUGUCGUCAAUCAAACUACCUGCGGCGACAACGCCUAUCAAUAUACCGGCCUUGCAGGAUAUGGUUUUCUUCCUUCCAAUGCGACAGACAAGUACGGCGACACCAUUGGCGGCAUUGGUAGCUCUAUCGCCAUUGACCAGACUUCCUGGCGCAAGUUGGGGGCCGAUGGUUAUGCGGGGACAGUCUAUGCGACCCCGGAUCGCGGCUGGAACACAAACGGCACUCUGAACUAUCAGAAUCGCGUUCACAAAUUCGCCAUCUCCCUCAAACUGGCCCCGAACGCCUCGGCCUCCAACCCCUCCGAGCCCAACAUCCGUCUGAAGUACCUGGACACCAUCCUCCUCACCGGCCCAGAUGGUGAGCCCACCACGGGUCUGGAUGCCGAUUCCACCGGCCACGCCUCAUACCCCGGAUUCCCUCCUCUCCCUGUCGCAACCUAUAAAGGCAACGGAUUCGGCGGUUCAGGCAAGGGUGGCCGCCGCGUCUCUGUAGAUUCAGAGGGCCUGGCACUGGCACCGGACGGCGGAUUCUGGAUCUCCGACGAAUAUGGACCCUACGUCUACAAGUUCAGCGCCGAGGGACGCAUGGAACAGGCCAUCCAGCCCCCUCAGGCCUUCCUGCCCCGACGCAACGGAACUCUCAGCUUCAGCUCCAACACGCCGCCACUCUAUGACCCGUCUGAGGUGCCUGUCCCUGAAUAUACCGAGGCUGGUCGUAACAACAAUCAAGGCUUCGAGGGCGUGACCAUCUCCGCGGAUGGAAAGACCCUCUACACGCUAAUCCAGACCUCGCUGAAUCAAGAGGGCGGUCCAAGCAAGAAGUAUCGUGCGCCAGCUCGUUUGCUCGCGUAUGACAUCUCGGGUCGUACGCCGCGGUAUAUCCAUGAGUGGGUUAUUGUAUUGCCCAAGUAUCAUGAUUACACCGAGACCGAUCCGGCCAAGGAGUAUCCUGUCGCUGGUCAAUCGGAGAUCCAUCAGUUGCCUACGGGUGAUUUCCUGGUUCUGGCGCGCGACUCGGGCUUUGGACGGGGACAAGAGAACACGCGGUCUGUGUAUCGCCACGCGGACGUUUUCUCGGUCUUGCAUUCCAAUGUGUCGGAUAUUAAGGGGGAAAAGGAUUAUGAUUCCGCUACUGGGGCUGUUGCCUCGUCGAAGGGCGUGCUUGAUUCGGAUAUUACCCCUGCGCAGUAUUGUCCGUUCUUGGACUACAAUGUUGAUUCCGAGUUGGCUAAGUUUGGUCUGCACAAUGGUGGCCCGUCGGAUAAGCACCUCCUCAAUGAGAAGUGGGAGAGCUUGGCUGUUGUGCCUGCCGGUCCAAAUGGAGGCAAUGAGUAUAUCCUCAUCAGCUUCAGUGACAAUGACUUUAUUACUCAGGAUGGAUCUAUCAACACUGGAAAGUCGUUCUUGAAGUACAGCGACGAGUCCGGUUUCAACCUUGAUACCCAGAUCCUGGCAUUCCACAUCAAGAUUUAA